CUUUUGGCGUGACUACGAAAAGAGUGCGAUGGUCGGUGCACUCCGAAUGGAAAAGGAAAACUGUAGCAAAUUUUCUCCGUUCGCCGCUGGAAUUAGCCAGUUUGCAAGACCGAAAGCGGACGAUACCGAAACAGGAAAGGCUUAAAAAACUGAACGUUUUUCCCUCCCCCCUCAAUUUUACAACUCUUAAACAACCUCUGACUUGGGAGAAUUCGAAGAAUAACAGGGCUGUGUUUUUUUUGUUUUAACCCUUUAACGAAAAAAGAACAAGUUAGUUAAAACUUUAAUAUCAAAAAGACGACGUAGCAUUUUAAAUCGGAUUUCGCUUUUUAGAGCAUUUAAAAGCUGCUUUAGAUUACCUUUUAGGAAAGGUCAGUAUUGAGUUGGAGUAACUUAACAAGGAUAAAAAUCAGGAGAAAGCAGUCUGGAAAGCCAAGUAAGACGAGGCCCACACACAGCCAUUGCAGCGCUGUGCAGGGAGAGUCGACAGCCUACUUGGUGACAAAAGGACUUCUCCCUGAGGAGCCAAGAAUUGGACGGCUCAUGACUUCAGACCAGGAUACAAAAGUUGUAGCUGAACCACAGGUGCAGCAGGUACAAGAAGCUAAAGACAGCUCCUCUCUGGAAUCUUCCAAGGUUUCUGAUCUGAACCCCAAUGCUAAAGUAUGGGCCAGUCACAUGCUGAGCCUGGAAGCCACAGGGACCGCUGACACGGACACCACCCAGACAUGGAAGCCGGCCAAUCGCAGCUCAGCUGACCCUGGCCCAGAAGGGUAUGAAGCCAAUGAAGACAAAGACGAGCAGCUGGACGAGCCUCUGCUACCCGCCUCAGAGGAGCCUCCUCCGGUAGAGCGGGCAGAGCCAGCGGGAAUGGCCGCCGUCACACCGGAGUCUCCGGACUCCGUCUUCACCGAGUUUGAGUCCGGACUGGACUCAAACCAGACAGGAGGGAGCGAUCCACAGCAGGAGGAUCAGCUCGGAGACCUGAGGGAGCACCUGAAGAAGACCCUGGAGUUCUGCUUGUCCCGUGAGAAUCUGGCCAGCGACAGGUACCUGAUCUCUCAGAUGGACAGCGACCAGUAUGUGCCAAUUAUGACAGUUGCAAAUCUUGACCACGUUAAGAAGCUCAGCACUGAUAUGGAUUUGAUUGUCGAUGUUUUAAGGUCUUUGCCUUUGGUCCAAGUGGACGAGAAAGGCGAGAAGGUCCGACCGAACCAGAAUCGCUGCAUCGUCAUCCUCAGAGAAGUCCCCGAGUCCACCCCCGUGGAGGAAGUGGAAGCUCUUUUUCAGGGAGAGAACUUGCCCAAAUUCAUCAGUUGUGAGUUUGCCUACAAUGACAACUGGUUCAUCACCUUUCAGUCAGAAGCUGAUGCACAACAGGCAUAUCGCUAUCUUCGAGAAGAAGUGAAGAUCUUUCAAGGGAAGCCUAUUAAGGCAAGAAUAAAAGCGAAGGCAAUCGCCAUCAACACUUUUUUGCCAAAGAACGGCUACAGACCAGUAGAUGUGAACCCUUACGCUCAGCAGCGUUACACAUCGUUCUACAUACCUCCAGUGUACAGCCCCCAGCAGCAGUUUCCCCUGUACAGCCUGAUCACCCCUCAGACCUGGUCCACAACGCACAGCUUCAUCGACCCCACGCUGGUAACGCCAUUUCAUAAUACCGGAUUCAUUAACGGAUUUACCACAUCUCACAGCUUCAAGCCCGCUACGUCUCCUCUGACUGUCAGGCAGUACUCUCCAAGGAAUAGGAAUCACAGUAAACCUCACCUGCGGCCCGCCAUGGCCAGCGGGGACCGCGGCUCGGGUCUCCUGGACAGCCCGGCCAUCUUUAACUUCCCCCCCGAGCGCAUCCUGAACGGCGUGCGCAGCCCGCAGGCCCGGCCCCCCGGCCAGAACCGCGCCCGUCUGCAAAGCAACAUGGGAUACCCCCGGAGGGACGUGGGCACGGGCCGGGCGGAGCCCAUCACCACAGACUACUCUCUGAGCAUGGGCAGGGGGAGGAAAAAUAUUUAUGGUUAUAGGAAAAAGAGGGACGACAAGUUUACACGAGCCACCACCCAGUCCCCCCCGCCCCAGAAGCCCCCAUCUCCGAGCUUCGAGCUGGGCCUGAGCAGCUUCCCGCCGCUGCCCGGCGCCGCGGGACACCUCCACUCUGACGACGCCUUCGAGAGCCGCCUGCCCUGCGUGGGCGUGGCAGCUGCUAAGGACAAGAAUGUAAACGUUGAUGCCAGUACCAACACCAUGCCGUCAGGAAUCCCUAAAGAGCCCUCCCAGACUGUUACUGCCCCACUGCCGGUCAGCUCCGAGACCCCUCCGUCGCCGCCCGCGUCUCCGCAAGAGCUGAAGGUCCCAGAGGUACAGCAGAAGGAGGGCCAGGCCCCUGUGGAGCGACUGACCACCAUUCUCACUACUGCGAACAAGUCGGUCCAGGUGAACGGAGCUGCCACAGAGCAUCGGAAGCCCAGUUAUGCAGAAAUCUGCCAGAGGAUAAAAGACGCUUCUACACUACAGCCGCCAAAAGACCUCAAGCCAACCAACGCCCUUCCUGCCGCGGAGGACAGGAAGUGCCCGGACGCGGCGGAGACCAGGUGCAGAGACUCGUACCCCACCGUCAAGGCUGUCCCCGGCCGUCCCAGAGAAGGCCGAAGACAGCCCGGGAGACGACCGUCCCCGCCUGCCCCCCUGCAGGGGGCAGGAAAGGGCUCCAGCAAAGAUCUGUGCACACCCCCGAAAUCGCCGCAGUAAAACACUACCAGGAAUGAAGGUGUUUGAGAGGCGUCAGGGCUAUUCGAUAUUUAUCCCAGAGUCAACAGUCACAACCCAGAAGGCAUAUUGCUGGGUCCAGGGCUUGCCGGAAAAAAAAUGCACUUUUAGUGUGUAGAGCACGUUCUUUACUUUUUUUUUUUUGUUUUUGUUUUUUUCCUUUGCUCUAUUUAGCGUUAAUCAGACCUCCCGUUUACAGGACAGUGGGGUGAUUGACUUGCUCUGUGCGCAAGUAAAAAACUGGCUUCCGGGAUGUUUUGCCACUACCCAAGCGUUUAAGGCAGAAAGCAAGCUACUGACAUCAGAUCUAAUCUUUGGUUUGAAUAGUGCUGAACAGUUAGACUUCUUUUGUUUUGUGCUAUGUUUGGUCCUCUGGUGUAAUUUCGUGUGACUGAGGUGAUCACUGAACCGGUCAUGUUUUGUUUCACGUUUUGUGUCCCAGGUUUGACCCAGUGCAACCGUUUCGGCUGGCUUGAUUGAAAAGAAAUUGAGAACCUUUUUUUUAUUAUUAUUUGCAGGGGAGCAGGGUGGGGGUUUAAUGAGUCAUUGACCCAGCACUAGAACACCUUUUGCCAACCAGAAAUGUGAUUUUCAUUUUGACACCAGCAUGUGACAGCGGUUUUGUUCCAUCAGUCGUAUAUGGGUAUGGUGGCUGGCUGCAAGUUCGUUUCCAAAUGCGUGCUGGUUGUUAAGAGAGCGCCUUAGUUUUGACUUGAUGUGUUUUUAAAAAAAAAAAAAAAAAAAAAUUCAAUUUUGUCCUUUGUCCCAGGAUAAAUUUCCACCAAAUAUUUUUAAAGCAAAAAGCACACACUGCUCCUCUGACCCCCGUAGAUGGAAUAAAUUGGGGUCAGCAGAGAUCUCCAUAUUGUCCUCAGAGGCCAGAGGUGCUCAUCACAUGGGUUUGCUGGUGCCUGUAGACUUUUUAUUGCUGUAAAAUGAGCACUUCAGCAAACUUUGUUCAGCAGGCACAUACACCGCAGGCAUCAGUAACUCCAGUUUCCUCUGCCACUAAAAAUCCAAGGGUUUGGCUCUGUCUGUCAUGGGGGCUCUUCGAUGUGGUGCUAGAGGUUUUAUCCGGAGCUUAUUACAUCAAUCAAUCUGGUACUGUAUGUAGACAAACUUGAUCUAUGUUAAACUUUGCACUACUUGUUUUCCAGAGUCAUUGUUGAAUAUAAUUUCAGUUAUUUCCAAAAGAAGAAAAAAAAAGGGAAAUUUCUUUAACUUACAAUGGGUUAAAUGAUGUUUGGUAGAGUACAUAACAUGCACCUGUUUGUGGUGUCUGUUGCAGCCAGAUCCUUCAGCUCUGAAUCUAGUGUUAAGUGCAGAUUCAGAGGUCCUUAAGGACGUAAAUGUCCUUAUUACCUAACUUGCAUAUGACGGAACCUUUCAGUUGAGUAAAACCUAAAUAAAGUUACUGAGUAAUUCAACAUACGUGACCCUGAGAGUGAAGAGAAUUUCAAAACGCCGUACCAAUGGAAGUCCACGUCUUGCCUCUCAGAGAUAAGCCCAUGCCAGCCUGACAUUCUGAUCUCACUGUGGUGAACCCCUUGUUUUCUUGUUUGCUUUAUCUUAUUGUUAUACCGGACUAAUGUGCUCUUACAGGUCUAAACUCAAGGCAGUGUAAUUACGUUCCAUUUGCAGUUGCUGUGUGUCUGCCAUUUUUUUUUUUUUUUUUUUUUGGACAUGCUCAGUAGAAGCGAUUUGCUUUGCUGUUGGACACGCCGUCUGUGGUUGGUUCAGUAUUCCAGUAUUUUUUUUUUCUCCUCCCUUUUUUUUUUUUCUUUCUUUUUCCCCCCUGGUAAGGAUACAAAGAUGGUGUCCCAGAAUUAACUGUGGAAAAUGGAAUUCCCUCAUUACUGUGAAGAAACAAAAAAAAAAAAAAAAAA
Molecule: messenger RNA, 4649 nt
Organism: Megalops cyprinoides (Indo-Pacific tarpon)
Lineage: Eukaryota; Metazoa; Chordata; Actinopteri; Elopiformes; Megalopidae
Product: la-related protein 4B-like
Exons: 17
Coding region: 544-2745 (733 amino acids)
Biological process (GO): positive regulation of translation
Cellular component (GO): cytoplasmic stress granule; cytosol
Molecular function (GO): mRNA 3'-UTR binding
Source: RefSeq, a predicted model, not a curated record